GCACACCCGGAAGCUCUACCCGGGUUGCCACUCGCCGCCGCUCGGCGGGAAAAUGUGAAGGGAAAUGCCCAGAUUGAUCCCCCCAUUUGGAUUUGGGGGAAGAUUAACAGGGAGGGAGAGCAAGUGGCCGGAGGAGAGCAGGAGCGGCGAAGAUGCCUUCCGGCUAUUCGCACCCGACAAUGCCGCCAGCGCAGAUCGCGGGGGCGCUGACCCAGUACGGCGUCGCUCCCGUCGCCAACCUCCGCCCCGAGGACGUCGUCAAACCCCAGGCCGAGCUACUCCCCGCCGUCCUCUCCCGUUUCAUCGCUUCAUUUGUCGACGCCGACCUCGAUGGUGAAGACGCGCACCUAGGGUUUAAUGCGCUGGAGGCGCUCGACAACCCGGAGCACCACGCCGAGGGCAUACGGGUGCUGCGCCUCUACAAGAAGGCGCGGGCAUUCCUUGAAUCCAUCCAGUUCAAGGGCUUCACCCUCGCCGACCUCCUCCGCCCCCAUCCUGUCCGCGUCGUCAAAGUCCUCAGCGCCCUCAUCAACUUCCUCUUCUACAGGGAGGAAAAGCUCAACCUCCUGCAUCCCAUCGUCAGUGAGGCACCCGACUACCAUGAGAGCAGCAUGGAGCUCAAGGCCAGGAUCGCCCAGCUCCAGAAGGAGAUUGCGGACCAUGAGCUCACAGAGCAGAUGGAAGAGCCCAUAGUGCAGCAACUGGAAGCGGAGGUCAAUGGCUUGCAACUGAAAGCUCAGGGUUACAACAAACAGCAACAGGCCUUGCGAGCAAAAGCCAAAACCAUUAUUGACAAGAAAGAGGGGAUCCUCAGCAAGAUAACCCAAGCUGAUUUUGAGUUGACAAAACAUGCUCAAGAAAAUGAGAAGUUGUUGUCCAAAGUAGUUCAGUCCCCACAGAAGAUUCAGACGGCUCUAGAAGAGAAGAAAUCAGCGCGUAUUGAGUCGAAGAAAUCAGAGAAAAUGGCAAUGCAAAAUGUUCAAGAGAAAAGUGCCACUUUGGAGAUAUACAAUAAGGCUUUUGGAAAACUGUCGAAGCAAUUCUCUAAAAUCCAGGAUUUACAUGAACAAGUUGCUGCUGCUAAAACAGUUGAAAGGGAAGUUAAAGCACUCAAAGCCAAGCUUAAUGAUGAAAGUGUCUCAAUUAUGUCCCUUGAUGGAAAGAUUGUUGAAUGGCAAGGAAGAGUACAUGAAGCCGAGGAGUGCCUCAAGGACAAAGUGAAUGAAAAUAAUCAAAUAAUUGCGGAUGAAAAUCAGAAGGUGAGUUCUUUGAGGUCCGAAAUUGAAUGUAAACUGCGGUGCCUUGAACCUAGAGAAAAGGAAGUAGAGGCAAAGGUCACGAAGGCUUCUAGUUUAUGUGUGGAAGCUGAUUCAGCAAGGACUGCUGCCACAGCAGAACAACGGAAAAUACGCAAAAAGUUUGAUAAUAUUCUGCAAGCGUUUAACUACUACAUGGAUACUCUCAACCCUUUCCUGGAACGUGUUGAAGAGGUGGGUAGAGAAACUUCGCAGAGGUUAGAUUGCUCAGCUUUUGAGGCUGGUUUGGUUGCAACGAAAACAACACCCAGAGCCAGUGCAUCAAGAAAGAAGUCAAAGAUUCGGAUAAGGACAUGA
Brachypodium distachyon (stiff brome) is the source of this 1613-nucleotide messenger RNA. Its product is annotated as kinetochore protein Nuf2. Gene Ontology annotation, cellular component: kinetochore; Ndc80 complex. The coding region runs from base 153 to 1613 and encodes 486 amino acids. Gene Ontology annotation, molecular function: protein-containing complex binding. The transcript has 11 exons. Gene Ontology annotation, biological process: kinetochore organization; meiotic chromosome segregation; mitotic spindle organization. NCBI's taxonomy places the organism in Eukaryota, Viridiplantae, Streptophyta, Magnoliopsida, Poales, Poaceae. The record is from RefSeq and is a predicted model, not a curated record.